This is a messenger RNA of Leguminivora glycinivorella, 662 nucleotides long. Its product is annotated as chorion class high-cysteine HCB protein 12-like. Gene Ontology annotation, molecular function: structural constituent of egg chorion. NCBI's taxonomy places the organism in Eukaryota, Metazoa, Arthropoda, Insecta, Lepidoptera, Tortricidae. Gene Ontology annotation, biological process: chorion-containing eggshell formation; multicellular organism development. The record is from RefSeq and is a predicted model, not a curated record. The coding region runs from base 63 to 551 and encodes 162 amino acids. Gene Ontology annotation, cellular component: egg chorion. The transcript is spliced from 2 exons.
AUAAACAAGUCUGCAGAGCGAAGAAUCAUUCUAGUGAGAAGAUACACUACGAACAAGUCAAAAUGGUGUCCAAGGUUGUGAUCCUCUGCGCUUUCGCCCUUCUGGUUCAGUCCAUCUCCGGACAGAGGAGCGGUUGUUGCGGGUCCGGCCGCUCCGGCAGAUACGGCGGCUCCGGCUGUGGCUGCUCAUGCGGCGGCUCUCGAAGCUCCGGUAACGUCUACGCUAGCUCCAUCAACAUCCCCACCAGCGGCGGCGACUUCGUCGUCACUAGCGUCGGCCCCAACUCCCCCUCCGGCAUCUCCGUCUCCUCCGACCUCAGCCUGGAUGGAGACUUGGAUGUCUACGGAGUACUGCCCUUCCUGAGCGCCGUGGAGUUCUCUGGCCAGUACGAUACUCAAGGUUCUGGCUGCGUGGACUACAGCUGCGGCACCUGCGGGAACGUGGCCAUCACCAGUGUGCAGGGCAGCUCCGGCUGCGGUUGCGGCUCCAGCUGCGGCUGCGGCUCCAGCUGCGGCUGCGGCUCCAGCUGCGGCUGCGGUUGCGGACGCUAAGAUGUCAACUUAUAAAUUCCACUUCUUCAAGUUGUUUUCUUGGGUGAAUUACUGCUUAUUCAGACCUUUGUGCAAUUACAUUUGAGCUGAUUGAUUAAAAUUUAUUACCCA